This is a messenger RNA of Syngnathoides biaculeatus (alligator pipefish), 2967 nucleotides long. RefSeq names its product nicolin 1 (gene nicn1). The transcript has 7 exons. Bases 364 to 1017 code for a protein of 217 amino acids. Gene Ontology annotation, cellular component: nucleoplasm. NCBI's taxonomy places the organism in Eukaryota, Metazoa, Chordata, Actinopteri, Syngnathiformes, Syngnathidae. The record is from RefSeq and is a predicted model, not a curated record.
UUAUAAAGUUUGCUGUUUUAACGUCAUUGAAGCCUAGCAAAGACAAGACUGCCCUCUGCUGCACGGUGGACGUAACCACACGUCAUUAUACUUCAGUAUGAAUUUAACCUCGUGAAUGUCACAAAGACCUCCGCGUUCGCGCCAUCUAUCCAUCUAUUUUAUUAUACAGAUAUGUUGGAGUGAAAGUUGUUGAGGUGCCUUCGUGUCGCUGGCCUUUUAAGAGGCUGCGCCCUGUCGCCAUGGUUACAGAAGACCACCGGAAGUCACAGUGUCUUUCAUCGCUAGCACGCUAACAGCUGCUAACCAGCGUUUCCGGGCCAAAAACUGAAAAAGAAAUAUCGCUGCGAUCGUUAUGACGUGAAGAUGAGCGCUGACGACGCGACGAAGGGCGUGGCCUGCACGCUGAAGCCUCCGGUCUUUCUUCACUUGGGAGGCGGAGAUGCCAAAACGCACUCGGGCGUGUGCGUGAUCGACGUCGCCCUCCCCCCGGGGAAAACCGUCAACAUUGAGACCAUCACCUUUAAGAAUUUCUACACCGCGUCGGUCAGCGUGAGGCUGCAGAGGCGGCGUCCCGGCCAGGAGGGGGCGGCGGAGUGGCGCACGGCCCUCGGGGACCGCCCCCUCAUGGUCAACCCGCACACCGAGGCGGGUGCGCAGGACUACUGCAACAUCGACAGGAAGCAGAUGCGAGCGGAGCCCGACGACGUCUGCGCCGUGCGGCUGAUCCUGAAGCAGCCGUCGGCCGCCUGGCGCACCUUCGGCGUGGAGGACGUCCGCAUUUUCCCGCGAACGCAGCCCGAGGCAGACAAGGAGGUCUCGGAUUGGCUGUCGGCCCUCGCCCUGGUGGAGCGACGCCCCCAGGAUCAGGGCCCGGUGGACGCCGCGUCCGUCUCGUGCAGUCUUCAGCAGAUGUGGGCCUUGACCCAAGUGAUGCAGAGCAGCCAGAGCUCCGCGACCUCCGUCGGACGCUUUGACGUGGAUGGCUGUUAUGAUAUCGAUUUAUUAUCUCUGACAUAAAACACAUCUUGGGCGGAAAACUGCUUAGAGCGUCCGCCUCACAGUUGUGAGCACCGAGGUUCAAGUCCCGGCCCCGCCUGUAUGGACUUUGCAUGUGCCCCCCCCCCCCCCACGCGGUGGCUUUUCUCCGCUUUGCUCCCACAUCCCCCAAACAUGCGUUCAUCGGAGACUCCAAAUUGCCCGUCUUUAUGUGCUCUGCCAUUGGCUGGCGACCGCCUCUUGACGCAAGAUAGCCUGGAUGGCUGCCACACUUGUGAGGAUAAGCGUCUGAGAUGAUGGACGAAGAAAUAAAACACACUUUUAACAUAUUUGUUAGAUUCUGCUCAAAAGGAUUAGCGGCCAAAAGGGAGGAAAAACUGGAUGGCCGCGGCUGGCGCGGCGGCACCACCUCAAGACGGAACCCAUCGGGGCCUCUCGGAGUGGUCGGGAUGAUGAAUGGGCCGAGAACGACACCUGCAGGCGAUGGAGCGCGACGGCGGACGCGCGUCUUCCUCUGUACAACUGCUUGAACUGGACCAGAGUGACUGGAAUGAGCGCCACUGGCGAAAGGAUUGCUGCAAACUUGAACUUGUGUUAACUGUGCCGCCGAAAAACAGAAAGCCGAGAAUGUUUUUGCAAACGGCGAGAUAACCGCCACAGCCUGCAAGCGUACGACGCGCCGACAUUGGUCAGCGGAGUCGGAGUCCAACGUGGGACGAACCGACGGUGAGGAAAAAUGAUCUCGUUAGGCUGAUCCGAAGCCCCCUAUGGUCCCUCCUUCAGGGAUCCGAAAGGCCCGACCGACCGAGCUUUUUGCUCUUGUUGUUUUAGUUGGUUUUCGCUUUUGGUCUGGCUCUGCCCUCCAGUUUAUGCCCAGAGGUUACUUUGGCUCUUCCGGUCCCGGUUCCAACUCGUCGGGCCGGUCAGCGCGCCUUCCUCCUCUGGACCUACCCGGUCCGGCUGAAAGUCCUCGCCCUCCCGGAGUCGUCGGAGCCCGAACCUCUGAGGGGAACCCGCCUGCGUGGAUCGCGGUCGACUUUGCGUCUUACUAAAAGUACGGCUCGGUGCCUAUUUGGGAAAACUGAUCCCUGCUCCCCCCACCUCACGUCGUGACUGGGCUCCCUAAGACUGUUCGCCGGUCCUCGUUUCAGUUUAUCGCCUUGAUUGUUGUGUAGAUUCCCUUAUUAGCUCUUAUUAAAAAAAACAUUUCUGGAAUUGUGUUUUUGUUUGACUGAACUCGAAGCCAAAGUUAGCUGGGCCGCGGCUCCCCCCGCGGCCCUCGGAUGGAUUCUGUCUCAUCCUUUUUCCAAAGAGUUUUGCGCAGGAAAGUGACAAAGCAAAACAAGCUGGCGUGUAACGUUGCCGUUCGAAACGAAAGACCUCUUUAGUUCCUCUGCUAAUUGCUACAACGACAACAAAAAGUUUGUUCCCAGCUUUUUUUCGUCCGGUCGGAACCAGCAGUAGGACGAGGGUCGGUUUACACCAGUGAAAUGUCUUCAACAAACAAAAGCUUCACCAAAAUAGCGGUUUCCGAUAACUUUUUGAGAAAAGAUGCGUGUCAAGCCCGACAGCGACUUUGACGCCAAAAUGAGAAUCUGAAUCCGAAUCAGCUGUCAUCAUUUCACAUACUUUGGUCUACCAAACAAUUUUUACCACGCAUAUUCAAACUGUUGGGGUAUCAGGCGCCUGAACUUGUUCCACGCUCGCAUUUCUCCCAUAAUGGACGCGAGGAGCCGAUAUUGAUUGCCUAAUUGUUAUCUUCUACUCAAAAGCUGUGCCGAUCUCCGACCCAAAGCGCUGCAUUGCCGCCAUCUACAGGAAUGUGCUCGUCAUGACUGUUUGACAAACAUUCCAUUUCAUAUAGACAGUCUGGGCGAGACCCUCCUCACGUGUCCCGUUGAUUUGACGAAUUCGGACGCGUCAGUGGCAGCCGACGCUUGGAUUGAUUUAAUUUAUCGAUGGAAUGAAGUU